Fusarium falciforme is the source of this 528-nucleotide messenger RNA. RefSeq lists its product as hypothetical. The coding region runs from base 1 to 528 and encodes 175 amino acids. The transcript is spliced from 2 exons. The record is from RefSeq and is a predicted model, not a curated record. Lineage: Eukaryota; Fungi; Ascomycota; Sordariomycetes; Hypocreales; Nectriaceae.
AUGAGCCACCGCGACGGCGACGCUUUUGAUCGUGUCCACCCGGACUUUGUCGAUCUCAUGUUUCGAGUCGGUAUCGACCCGCCUAUAAACCCCUCUUCUGAGGAUGCCAUGGCUCGGAGUAUAUAUCUGGCUAUUCAAAUGGCGGAUGCGGAUGAGCAGGCUGAGUUGAUGUCGAGGAUUGUCCCCGAGGAGGAGUUAGCAGCUGAGCGACUUAAAGAGGGGGACUUUCGCAAUCUCGAUCACCGGAUUACGCUCGAUGAGGUGGAGAGACUGGCUGCUCUUCGGGCGACACCUGAACCUAAUAGACAGGUUGAUCGACGGGGCGGUUACCUUGGAGAGUGCAUCAUUUGUGGUGUGUUACCUGCCGAGCAGAGUUCUGUCUCAUUUGUGGUGAGCGUUGGAAGACGUGCGACUGCGAACUAUACGGAGGACAUAAUCACAUGGUGCCUAUGCGACGCCGGCCUGGCCGAAAGCCGGACCGGUACCGUCGAGCUCCACGAAAUGUGGAAGCUGUCGAACCUGGCCUGA